This is a messenger RNA of Lates calcarifer (barramundi perch), 4160 nucleotides long. Its product is annotated as CD209 antigen-like protein C. The record is from RefSeq and is a predicted model, not a curated record. Lineage: Eukaryota; Metazoa; Chordata; Actinopteri; Centropomidae. The coding region runs from base 2904 to 3644 and encodes 246 amino acids. The transcript is spliced from 11 exons.
AUGACUGGCAGCUGUCACUGAGCAUCUUUACCACUUCCUCAGAGCUUCAUAGAAACUACUGAAACCAUCAAGAGUUUAGUCAUUUACAUGUAACAUCUUGUGCUGCAGUUGAUCCUUUGUAAUAUAAUCAGCAUCAAUGGAAGAAGUCUAUGUUAAUGUUGAAUACACCAAAUCUGGGGACUCAACAAUUCCAACAAAUCAGGCAGGUCUGAGGAGCUCAAAGAGGAGAUAUCAUGGAGCUGUUGUUCUCUGUUUGGGGCUGCUGAGUGUUUUCCUGCUGGCUGGACUCAUCGGACUUGGUGUCCACUACCAUGGUUCAGUACACAGGCUAGCUGCAGAGCUCUCUGCUAUCAAAGCCAACUUGAGUGAGCAUCUCCAGAUCAGUGAUAAGUUUUCUUCCCUGACUGAAGAGAGAGACUUGCUGAAAGCCAACCUCUUGGAAAUGACAAAAGAGCGGGACAAGCUUCAGUGGUUGCUCCAACAGAAGACAACGUGUCCUACAGGAUGGACAAAUUUCAGUUGUUCCUGUUACCUCUUCUCUGAUGAGUCUGGCUCCUGGGAUCAAGGCAGAGAGAACUGCAGAGCCAGAGGAGCAGAUCUGGUGGUUAUAGACAGUCCUAAAGAGCAGGAAUUUCUCUUGGGAUUCACCUCACGAUCAGCUUGGAUUGGUUUGAGUGACAGAGAUGAGGAGGGGACCUGGAAAUGGGUUGACAAAACUCCACUGAAUCUGACUGUCACUGCUAAAUACUGGAGAGUCAACCAGCCUGAUAAUGGUAAUGGAGAACCACAGUGGGGUGAAGAGGACUGUGCAAAUAUCAGCAGUGAUGGUUGGAAUGAUCUGUCAUGUGAUGCUUCUCUGCGAUGGAUCUGUGAAAAAAUGGCAUAACACUGCUCUAUAAUUUGUUUUAAGAUAAAAGCACUUGUAAAUGCUUUUACCAGUGUUAACUAUCAUUAUGUAACGCUUUUAGUAAUAACUGCUCUUAUAUGUUGGUAAAAAAAAAAAAAAAAAAAAAACACAUAUCAAAGCUAAUAAAAUCUUAGAAACAGCCCUGACAGAGGAAUGCUUUACUUUAUUAAUGAACUACAAACUACACACAUACUAAGUUCAAAGGACAUUUCUGAUUCUAUGUGAGUAAAGUGUGUGCUUGUUCUGGUACAUUUCUGGGGUCCAAAAACAGAGCCCGAGCCCGUGAGGUCCGACAGCUUUGUGGGAUCAUGCUCAUACUCAUUACUGAUACUGAUCUCUGUGAUGACUUUUCUUCCAUAUAUUGUUAUUUUAUGAUAGUAGUAACUCCAUAGCACACCUCUCAAGUGUGUUAUAAUGACUUUAUGAUGUUUUUAAGUAACUUCUCAUCAUCAUUUAUAAAAAGUUAACUUCUUAACUUCUGCUAAAUGAACUCUUCCUCUUCCCCUUUGAAAUCUCAGAUGUUAAAGACCCAGAGCUCCAUUGCAAGCUCAUUGCUCUCCCACCCAGCCACUCCCCACUCUCUUUGCCUAAAUGCAGAGAAAAAGUUAAAGCAGAAAACUUAGAAAUUUUUAAAAUUCAAAAAUACUACUGAAAAAUACUGAUAGUGAAAAAAAACAAAAAGUUUUCAAAUGCCAGUGUUUUCUUUUUUUAGUUCAUGUUUUAUUGUUAAUGCUGCAUUUUACUGGCAGUGUCAAAAUUUUUAACAUUGCUGCACAUAAUACACAGAGAUACAUUUUUAAAAAAAAUAAAAAGAAGACAAUACUUGGUUAGAACAAUUGCCCACAGGUAAGGCUGAGGUUCAGACAACAGUCUGAGCUGUGAAAAAAAAGUGUUAGCAUCUGUUGUUACUGCUUUAUCGUUGAUUGGAUUCACUGGUCUUUAGUCUGUUCAGGUCUGAGGAGCUGUAAGAGGAGAAUUCAUGGAGCUGUUGUUGGGGUUGUGGAGUCUCAGCCUCGGUGUGAACAGAUAGACAUAUUCAUACUGGUACUUUGUUAGCAUGAAUGUCUCUGUCGACGGAGAGCAAGUAGAGACAUUAAACUUUACAGGACUUGGUAUUUAUCCCAGAGUGAGGAUCAAAUGUGAUUAUACAUCUUACUUCAUGUUAGCUACUUCAAUCUACCUUUCUAUGACCGCUGUCUCUACUUUGUGUAGAGAUGGUGAUUUUAAGACAGGAUUUGGUUGUCGCACUGUUGCUCCUGCAGUGUUCUGAGUGUGAACUGCGAAAAAAGGAACUCAUCAACUGAUAUUCUGACAUUCAACAUGGUCAUUCCCAAGAUCGGAUUAUUAUUAUUUCCCUAGCGCAACAAUCACCUUUUUGAGGACCUAAACAUGCUCAAAUACUCAUAAAACUUUGCAAACACGUCAGACCUGGCAAAAAUUUACAUAUUUUAAGGGUCUCAUGCAUGGGCACUGCAAAAUGGCUCUAUAGUGACCCCUGGAAAUUUUCAGAACCCCCUUGUCAUUGGGCUUAGUUUGUCCUACAUGGACAAAAUUCCCACCAUGUAAGAUGCCUUUGAUGACUUUUUUGUACAUGCCAAGAUGUACAAAAAAGUCUCCUGACUUUUGACUAAUUUGUUCUGUGUCCAGCAGUCACGCAGUUGCAGAGCCAUGUCACACAACCUGCAGCAACCCCGCAGCCGUGGGUCCCCUGACGGGCACAGGGUGCAUGCGAGGGCCUGUUCAACACUGCUCUAAUUUUUGUAAUGUCUUCCUUUUCUCUUUUGACUUGGUAUCUUUUCUCAUGACCACCAUUACACAGAUGUACAACAUCUGUGGAGGAUUAUUAUUGUACAGUCUAUUUCAUGACCUCUGAAACCUGUGACUUCCUCAAAAAUUGAGGAAAAAAAUGAGAAAUUGAAACCAAGAGGAGUUCUAUUGUAUGUAGUCCAUGCUGCAGUGCUGAGCUACCAGGUGAUGGUGGACAUUCCUAUGAACAAUGGAGGAAAUCUAUGCUAAUAUCAAAGAUGCUAAGCCUGUCAACCCAAAAUCUUCUACGAAUCAGACAGGUCCAAGGAGCUCUCAGAGGACCUUUCAUGGAGCUGUUGUUCUCUCUCUGGGCCUGAUAAGUGUUUUCCUGCUGGCUGGGUUCAUCAGCCUCAGUGUCCAGUACCGUUCCUUGGUACGUGAUUCGGCUACAGGACUCUCUGCCAUCAAAGCCAACCUGACUGAACAUCUCCAGAUCAGUGAUAACAAACUCUCCUCCCUGGCUGAAGACAGAGACCAGUUAAAUGCCAGCCUCAUCAAAAUGACUGAAGAGUUGGACAGACUUCAGACUUUGUCCAAACAGAAGACAACGUGUCCUACAGGAUGGACAAAUUUCAGUUGUUCCUGUUACCUCUUCUCUGAUGAGUCUGGCUCCUGGGAUCAAGGCAGAGAGAACUGCAGAGCCAGAGGAGCAGAUCUGGUGGUUAUAGACAGUCCUAAAGAGCAGGAAUUUCUCUUGAGAUUCACCUCAGGAUCAGCUUGGAUUGGUUUGAGUGACAGAGAUGAGGAGGGGACCUGGAAAUGGGUCAACAAAACUCCACUGAAUCUGGUGUACUGGGAAAAAAUUCAGCCCGAUAAUGGUGGUGGAGACCCACAGUGGGGUGAAGAGGACUGUGCAGAGAUCAGAAGUGAUGGUUGGAAUGAUCUGUCAUGUGAUGCUUCUCUGCGUUGGAUCUGUGAAAAACUGUCAUAAUACUGCUGUAUAAUUAGUUUUAAGAUGAAGUAUUUGUAAAUGCUUUCACAGUUUCUGCGGUCAUUAUGCAAAACUUUUAGUGAUAAUUGUUCUUGUAUGUUUGUUAAAAAAAUGCUUCACCCUCAGUUCUGGCAGUAUAGCUGUAUGCACUGGAAUGUUAUUUAAGCACACACACAAACACCCCCACCCCUACCCAAACUACUUUUCACCUCUAAAUUUAACUUUUCACACUGACGUGAGGUGAUAACAGAGGAAGAAUUGACGCUGCCAGUGGUACUUCCUGUCUUUUUUUCAUCAUAACAUAACCUCAUCUAGUUAUCUCUCCUUCUCGAGUAUGAUGCAGUUUUACAGAACAUUUUUCCCCUUUAUUUAUUUACAAGCUACAGCUGUGUGUGUGUGUGUGUGCGCGCGUGUGUGUGUGUGUGUGUGCACCCGCACAUGCAUGUUCCAGUAUAUUUUUGUGGUUUAGUGGUUAUGGUUGGAAAUAAAAGUAAGUAUGUGUAAUGUGUAAUGUAA